AUGAUCCCGAAGAACCCAGAUACACAAUUCAUUACUUCGGACGUUGAUGAGCACGACAACCAGCAACAGCAACGAGGUCGACUGACUCCCAUCUACCUUACCUUACCCAUCUCCCCACCGGCCAGGAUGGCGCAAAAGUCCACAGACCCAACAACUGCCGCCGCAAACCGCGCGAUCCAGCAAGCGCUGCCGGCACUCAAGAAGUAUGAAUGGCUGCAGCAGUCGCACGGCCAGGAAGGUCCGAGAGUCAGCAGCGAGAGGCGGAGCGUCUAUCUUGAAGAGUACAGGCCGGAAAAGCCGGAUGCGGAGGAAGACCAUCGUGAGGAUCUCCUAGACGGGGAAGAGGCUGAUGCGCAGGAGCUCGACUACCUCAGUGGAAGCGGCAGGGAGUGGAACGGCUGUGGAGGAGGAAUAUGA
Molecule: messenger RNA, 417 nt
Organism: Lecanosticta acicola
Lineage: Eukaryota; Fungi; Ascomycota; Dothideomycetes; Mycosphaerellales; Mycosphaerellaceae
Source: the annotation of a GenBank genome assembly